This is a messenger RNA of Diaporthe citri, 1167 nucleotides long. RefSeq lists its product as uncharacterized. The transcript has 4 exons. The record is from RefSeq and is a predicted model, not a curated record. Lineage: Eukaryota; Fungi; Ascomycota; Sordariomycetes; Diaporthales; Diaporthaceae. The coding region runs from base 1 to 1167 and encodes 388 amino acids.
AUGGCGACUCUCAUUGACCUGAUUGGAGCGGUGGACAACUUGGGAGAGGAGCCGCCAGUACUCAACCGACGAGCAGCGAUAUUGGGUAUCACGAUAUCAUUUCAGAUUCUCACGUUGAUAUGCGUCAUCUUCAGGUUAUACACGCGCUUUUUUAUCAUGCGGUCUCCGUGGUGGGAUGAUCUGUUUGUGGCGCUGAGCUUGGUCUCCGUGAUGAUUGGAAGCAUAGCCAUGUGUGUUAUGACCACUACGGGCAUGGGCCAACACCUAUUGCUCUUGUCCGCGCAUGAGUUUUCGGGAUACUUGCGUGCUUUUUGGAUAGCUAAUGCGACAUACCCUGGCUCGACCGCCUUUAUCAAGCUGGCACUGCUCUUCCAAUACCUGCGAAUAUAUGAUAAAGGGUCAAAAUUCUACAUAGCCACAAUCGCCACGAUCGUCUUCACAAGUCUCUGGGGCCUAUCCUAUAGCAUCAUUGGUUGGGUCCCAACGGUGCCUGUCGCUGGGUUUUGGAAUCUGGAGAUGCCUGCCACGCGAUACGGAUAUGGAAGUUUAGGAGUUCAGGCUUUCGUAGGGACAUACGAGAGCCAUGCCGCGAUCAACAUGCUUCUCGAUGCUGUCGUUCUUGCUAUUGCGGUACCCAUGUUUUUCAAGCAGGGUAUGAGGAAGAAUUCCUAUUGGGGGCUCUUGGGGUUCGUUAACAUGCUUUCUAUCUGGCGACUACAAAGUAUUGUCGAGACGCGUGCCGCGACAUACCCUACCUUUGAUCCGACUUUUUAUGGCACCACACCAAUAGUACUUUCGGCAAUUGAGGUUGAUCUAGCCGCCGUUUGUGCAUCUCUCCCGGUCUUCUGGCCCGUCAUUGAGAAGAGCAUCGGAUCGGUCAUUAUUGUCACCCACGAGGUGAAGAUCACGCGCGAACAACGACCGGGCGGCGAUGGAAGCACGCAAGCCGGCAAUGACAAUGUGGAGCUGCGCCGACAGCAUUCGGAAGAAGUGUUGUUGGAGGACGGCGACGCCUUACCAAUACAGACGAAUAGGUUCUCAUUUGGGAGUGGUGACUACUACCGAAACUCUUUUACUUCUAAGCAGCAAAAGGGUACAGUUGCGCCAUUAGGGAGGGUCACGUCAACACGGGUGCAGUGCAAGGCCACCGACGAAAGUGUUUCAUGA